AUGGGGGUAGGAGGCUACUUCCUGAAAUAUGUUAAAGCUACAUAUAUUACUAGGAGAAGAAGUGAAAUGAGAAAAACGAUAGAAAAUUUGAAAAAUAGUAUAUAUACAUAUAACAAUUAUAGUUGUUUGAAUAUUAUGUAUCACAUGAAUGAUGAACUAGAAGAAGAAGAUAAUACAUGUAGUCACUAUAGUGUUCAAAUUGACGAGAACAUUCAAAAAGUGCUGAAUUUUAUUAACCCUUUAAAUUUUCAUAAUAAGGAAAACCUGCAGGACGGUGUUGGAAGUGGCAUAAAUGAGGACUGCCAUAGGAGUUUUGUAAAUGAUGGUAAUAAAAAUGCAGCAACAGAGAGCAGUAUUAGCACCAGCAGUAGUACCAAAACCUGUGGUGGUUAUAGCGGUGCCGUUGAAGAUUCCAAUGAAUAUAAUAAAAGCAGAACAGACAAUAAAAAGAGAAACAGCUAUAUUUUAAAAUACAAAAUAAAUCACAUAGUAGUCAAGAGAGGAACGAGGGAACAAUACAGAUAUACAUACUUAAAGUCCCCUUUCAAAUACAAAUAUGCAUUAAGGCAUUACGUUUUUGAAAAGUAUAAAUAUCAUUUUUAUUUCUAUAAUAUAACGUGUUUUAAUAUUCAUAUAAUAUUUAAUAUCAUUUUAUCAUCUAUGACUAGUCAAACAUCCGUGAAAUGUAACAUUAACUGGUUCUUCCCUGGCAAUUAUUUAUUUGAAUCUGAGUUUUUAAGAAAAUGUUUCCAUAUGUUAAUUAAAAAAAAUAAUGAUAAUAUGCACUCCUCCUUAAAUAUGCAUAUUGAAGAGCAGAUUAACGAAAUAUGUAAUAAUUUAAAGGAUAAAGGAAAAAUGAAUUUGUCAUAUUAUGGUGAUAUAAAUUUAGACUUAAAAAAAUACAAUAUACAAAACUUGCUUCCACUAUUUUUUGAAAACAAAAUAUUCAGUGAAACUUAUAAAAACUUAAUUUUACUUGAAGAAAAAAGCUUUAAACAAAUGAAGGAAAAAAUACGCAAAAAGAAUGUUCAUUGGUUUUUAAAUAAAAAUCCCAAUGGUUAA
Plasmodium malariae is the source of this 1062-nucleotide messenger RNA. RefSeq names its product conserved Plasmodium protein, unknown function. The transcript has a single exon. Lineage: Eukaryota; Apicomplexa; Aconoidasida; Haemosporida; Plasmodiidae. The record is from RefSeq and is a predicted model, not a curated record. Bases 1 to 1062 code for a protein of 353 amino acids.